Messenger RNA from Elephantulus edwardii (Cape elephant shrew), 1293 nucleotides. It is a transcript of the gene ARFGAP1, whose product is annotated as ADP-ribosylation factor GTPase activating protein 1. Gene Ontology annotation, cellular component: Golgi membrane. Gene Ontology annotation, biological process: regulation of ARF protein signal transduction; regulation of endocytosis. Bases 1 to 1293 code for a protein of 430 amino acids. NCBI's taxonomy places the organism in Eukaryota, Metazoa, Chordata, Mammalia, Macroscelidea, Macroscelididae. The transcript is spliced from 13 exons. Gene Ontology annotation, molecular function: GTPase activator activity. The record is from RefSeq and is a predicted model, not a curated record.
AUGGCCAGCCCAAGGACAAGGAAGGUGCUGAAGGAAAUCAGGGUGCAGGAUGGAAAUAAUGUCUGCUUUGAGUGUGGUGCCUUCAACCCGCAGUGGGUGAGUGUGACCUACGGAAUCUGGAUCUGUCUGGAGUGUUCUGGAAAGCACCGUGGCCUGGGUGUGCACCUCAGCUUUGUCCGCUCUGUGACCAUGGACAAGUGGAAGGACAUUGAGCUGGAGAAGAUGAAGGCUGGAGGGAAUGCUAAGUUCCGGGAGUUCCUGGAAUCCCAGGAGGACUAUGACCCUUGCUGGUCCCUACAGGAGAAGUACAAUAGCAAGGCUUCAGCCCUCUUCAGGGACAAGGUGGCUACUCUGGCUGAAGGCAAGGAAUGGUCCCUGGAGUCAUCACCUGCCCAGACCUGGACCCCACCGCAGCCCAAGACACCGCUGCCCACCACCCACAGAGCUGCUGGCCAACCCCAGGCUGGGACCGCCUCCUCGGACAAGGCUUUUGAGGACUGGCUGAACGAUGACUUGGGGUCCUACCAGGGAGUCCAGGAGAACCGCUAUGUGGGCUUCGGCAACACUGUGCCCCCGCCAAAGAAGGAUGACGAUUUUCUCAACACCGCCAUGUCCUCCCUGUACUCAGGCUGGAGCAGCUUUACGACUGGAGCGAGCAGGUUCGCCUCUGCAGCCAAGGAAGGCGCUACGAAGUUCGGAUCCCAAGCGAGUCAGAAGUUUUGGGGCUCCAAGCAGCAGCCCAAGCCGGCUUCUGAGCUCGGCCACAGCCUGAAUGAGAAUGUCCUCAAACCUGCCCAGGAGAAGGUAAAGGAGGGAAAGAUUCUGGAUGACGUGUCCAGCGGGGUCUCCCAGCUGGCAUCCAAGGUCCAGGGGGUGGGCAGUAAAGGAUGGCGAGACGUGACCACCUUCUUCUCUGGGAAAGCAGAGGAACCUUGUGACAGACCUCCAGAGGGCAGUGGCUACCAGAAUAGCAGUGGGGACCACGUCCAGGGCAGUGCCAUGGACCAGAGCUUCUGGGAGACCUUCGGCAGUGCCGAGGCCCCGCGGACCCGCCAGUCUCCAAGCAGCAGCAGUUGGACGUGUGCAGACAACUCAACUGAGCGCAGGAGCUCGGACAGCUGGGAUGUGUGGGGCUCGGCUGGCUCCAACCACAGGAACAGCAACAGCGAUGGCUGGGAGGCCUGGGAGGGUGGGCUUGAGGGUGUGGGUGGGGAGGGCCGGCCCAGGGCCACGGCCAAGGCCGCUCCACCCCCUGCGCCUGCUGAGGACGGCUGGGACAACCAGGAUUGGUAG